Messenger RNA from Eublepharis macularius, 4008 nucleotides. RefSeq names its product tau tubulin kinase 1 (gene TTBK1). NCBI's taxonomy places the organism in Eukaryota, Metazoa, Chordata, Lepidosauria, Squamata, Eublepharidae. Gene Ontology annotation, cellular component: cytoplasm; nucleus. Gene Ontology annotation, molecular function: protein serine/threonine kinase activity; ATP binding. The transcript has 14 exons. The record is from RefSeq and is a predicted model, not a curated record. Gene Ontology annotation, biological process: peptidyl-tyrosine phosphorylation; peptidyl-serine phosphorylation; signal transduction. The coding region runs from base 16 to 4008 and encodes 1330 amino acids.
UUCUCUGGCUGGCAAAUGCAGUGCCUAGCAGCUGCCAUAAAGGACGAACCAAACAUGAGUGGGGGAGGGGAACAGGUCGACAUUCUGCCGGCCAACUAUGUGGUGAAGGACCGUUGGAAAGUGCUGAAGAAGAUUGGUGGUGGUGGCUUUGGAGAGAUUUAUGAGGCAAUGGAUCUCUUGACCCGUGAGAAUGUGGCCUUGAAAGUAGAGUCAGCCCAGCAGCCAAAGCAGGUCCUCAAGAUGGAGGUAGCUGUCCUAAAAAAGCUACAAGGGAAAGAUCAUGUUUGCAGAUUUAUUGGCUGUGGAAGGAAUGAGAAGUUUAACUAUGUUGUUAUGCAGCUUCAGGGCCGGAAUUUAGCAGACCUCAGAAGAAGCCAGCCACGGGGAACCUUUACACUGAGCACAACUCUUCGAUUAGGCAAGCAGAUUCUAGAAUCCAUAGAAGCCAUUCACUCAGUGGGAUUCCUGCACCGGGACAUCAAGCCUUCCAACUUUGCCAUGGGACGCCUGCCCUCAACUUAUAGGAAAUGUUAUAUGUUAGACUUUGGUCUGGCCCGGCAGUAUACCAAUACCAACGGCGAAGUCCGACCUCCGCGUAAUGUUGCUGGUUUCCGGGGAACAGUCCGCUAUGCUUCUGUGAAUGCACACAAAAACAGAGAGAUGGGUCGACAUGAUGACCUGUGGUCUCUUUUUUACAUGUUGGUGGAGUUUGCGGUUGGUCAGCUCCCAUGGCGCAAGAUCAAAGAUAAGGAGCAAGUUGGAAUGAUUAAAGAGAAAUAUGAACAUCGAAUGCUGCUAAAACAUAUGCCUUCUGAGUUCCACCUUUUCCUAGAUCACAUUGCAAAUCUGGAUUACUUCACUAAACCAGAUUAUCAGCUCAUCAUGACAGUGUUUGAAAACAGCAUGAAGGAAAGGGGAAUUACUGAGAAUGAGGCUUUUGACUGGGAGAAAGCUGGUACUGAUAUUUUAUUAUCAACAAGUACCUCCACUCCGCCUCAGCAGAAUACAAGGCAGACAGCAGCCAUGUUUGGUGUUGUUAACGUCACUCCAGUUCCUGGAGAUUUGCUUCGUGAAAACACAGAGGAUGUCUUGCAAGGAGAGCACUUGAGUGACCAGGAGAAUGCUCCCCCAAUUUUGCCCGGCCGGCCAGCAGAGAGCUUGGGCCAAGGUCCAACCAUUGCCUUCAAUGAAGGAGAGGUUUGGGAAGAGACAGAUGUCAACCGCAACAAACUCAGGAUAAGCAUCAGCAAAACACAGUGCUUGGCAGAAGAAGAUCAGAAAAGUGGUGUGUGCCCCAGCUCCCCCGUCAGAGCCCCCCCAGACUCCCCUACUACUCAAGGACGCUCUCUGAGAUACCGUCGAGUAAACAGCCCUGAGUCAGAGCGCCUCUCUACUGCCGAUGGCAAAGCAGAUCAGCACGAGCGAAGAUCUCGAGUGGAUUUGCCUGGCUCUCCUUCUCGGCUUGUGUGUUCUUCCCAGCCAGCACAGAUGCUGUCCAUUGACACUGGUCAGGUAGAUAGGCAGGCGAGCGGCAGAAUGGAUGUAUCUGCUUCUGUGGAGCAUGAAGCACUUAGCAAUGCUUUCCGAUCAGUGCCCCUGGCUGAGGAGGAGGACUUUGACAGUAAAGAGUGGGUUAUAAUUGAUAAAGAAACAGAGCUGAAGGACUUCCACCCAGGUGCUGAACCAAGCACAUCUGGAACAACAGAUGAAGAGCCUGAGGAACUGAGGCCCAUUGAAGAGGGUGAGGAGAGGAGGCGUUUCGGAAUGGAAGUGGCUGUUAGGCCAAAAAUACAUGAUGGGAGAACCCGGGGUAUGCAGCCUGUGGCUGAGGAGGACAUUUCCCACAGACAUGAAGGGCAUUGUCAGACUGUAUCUGACAGCAAACAUGAACAGCAACCAGGAAGCCCUGCACAGUCCCCCUUACAUUCAGCACCAGCUAUCCGACAGCGGAGACGUGAAUCUGAGCCUACUGGUCCUGAGAGACAGGUGUUUACACUGAAGCCUUUUGAGAUGAAUGGUCUCCCGAAGGUGGUGCCUUUAAGUUUGCCUUAUCAAGACUUCAAAAGAGACGUGUCAGAAAAUAGGGAAAGAUCUAGAAUCCUCCAGCGUGUAAAGAAGGUGGAUUUCUCAAAUAUUGUCUUAACUGCUCCUUAUAAACCACCUUCAGCCCAUCUAGAAGCAAAUGGGAGAUAUGAGGAGGAGGAGGAGGAAGAGGAAGAAGAGGAUGAAGAAGAAGAGGAGGAUGACGACGACGAUGAUGAAGAAGAUGGUGAGUUAGGAGAAGAGCUUGACAUGCAUAGUGAUUCGAGCAGUGAUGUGAGCCAGAAAAGUACUGAGCACAGUCAGGAAGGUGCACCAUCUACCCUCUUGGCUGAUGACCAAAAAGAAUCCAAGGGCCGAGCUUCAGCUGCAGAAGGUGACUUGGAACUCGAGGAAGGCUCCAAAACUUUAGUUCUCUUUUCACCAGGUGACAUAAAGAAGUCCCCAGUGAACACAGACUUGCCUCCUGAUGUUGACCUUGGGACACUUGCUGCACUGACACCUCAGAGUGAGAGACCACAGCCUAUGGGAAGCCAGCUUGAUGUAUCAGAGCCAGGAACCCUGUCCUCCAUCCUUAAAUCAGAACCAAAGCCUCCUGUUGCAGCAGCCACAGCUUCCUCCCCCUUUACCAAAGUUGAGCGCACAUUUGUUCAUAUUGCCGAAAAGACCCAUUUAAACAUCAUGUCUUCCGGUGGUCAGUUAACGAGGCAUGAGGAAUACUGCCUUUCAGGGCCGUUUGAAGAGAUAAUUGUUGAAGAAGAACUGAAGGAAAACCAGGUCUUGGUAGAAAAUGGGAGUGUGAAUUCAGGCCUGGAAGGGGGAGAAAUGGAAAGCUGUGCUUUCUCAGUGAAUCAUGUUGAAACCUCCUCUGAAAUUAUGGGGGAACAGGCACUCCUUCUUAAUGGUGUUACUAAAGAGGAAGAGGAUGAAGAUGAGCUAGAACUUAAAGGCAAAGUUUCCCCUGAAUUAAAUUUGGAAGAAGCUGACAAACUGGUUUCAGAAGACCCUGGCUUUGAAAAGAAAAUUUGUGCAACAGAAUACCUUAAACUAACUGAAAUUCUCCCAGAUGCUUCAAAGGAAAGUUCAAGAAAGCCCCUGAAUAUCAGGUACAGAAGCCGAAUUCCCAUCUUGCUCUCAGAAGAGGACACUGGUUCAGACCUUUCAGCCUCUCACUCAGGCAAAGAGAGGCUGUACAGGAGGCUGAAACAGCAGGAUUUGGUGCGCCUGGUGAUGGAGAAAAGGCAAAACCGUCUGCUCAGGUUGGCUUCAGGAGCUUCAUCGUCUGCUUCCUCCAGUGAUGAGAGACGGCGAGCUUCAGAAACCCUUUCUGCCACUGGCUCUGAGGAGGACACCCAUGACUCAGAUGAUUCUGUCCCAAGGAAAAUGGGGAGUCAGGAGAAAUUUCCCCUGGCCAAGAGGGAAGAGAGAAGCUUAAAUAUGAAGAGUAGAAUCCCUCGUCCCAUCAUGCCUGUAAAGCCCCCUGUGACAGAACUGAAACAUGGGAGUCCUUCAGUUCAUCCUCCACCACCAGCACAAAGUAGCAGUCCAGGAGACAUGGCUUUGGCAAACAGGCUUCAGGGGCAAAGAACCUUUGGGAAUGUAUCUGGUGACUUGCGAAUAAAACCAACACCAAGUCCUGCUGCGCCUCCCCAGCGGAGCAAUUUGAGGAAAGUCACCCAUGCUCUACCGAGGAGUCCAGUUCUCCCUCCAAGAAACCUCAGUGCUUCCCCCAAAAGCCAGUCCUUGUCCAGAAAAGAAAGCCCAUCACCAUCCCGUCAACAUAGGCCAGGGACCACCCUUCUGCGGGUCCAACCUCCUUCAACAGUUCCAUCCAGAGCUCAGGCAGGGCUGCUGGGAGACACCCCUGUCUCACCAGGCAUGAUGAGAAAAGGACAAAGAGGGAAAGCUCAGACUCCAGCAACCAAAGGAAGACAGGGAUCCCAGGAAGGCAAAGCUACUGCUAGAUAA